AUGGAGGGUCCGCCAGGAGAGGAUGAAAUAUGGAAGUACCUCUUGGCUAAUCCCCAGGGUCGAGCAGAGAUCUUCCAACAGCCCAACAAGACGUUGGUGUGGAGGGCCGUGGAGUUCGAGAGGGUUGAAAAGUUCAAAGGGUUGACACAGGAAGAGCGACUAGUGUAUUCGCUCAUCGAGAAGGAGGGCAACAUGGGGUUGUGGACGAGGGACAUGAAAUUCAGGAGCAACCUGCAACAGACGACCAUCAACAAGAUCCUUAAGACCCUACAAAACCGAAAACUCAUCAAGGCCGUCAAGUCGAUUGCGGGUCGAAACAGGAAGGUGUACAUGCUCUACGAUCUGGAGCCGUCGGUCAAGGUCAAGGGUAACGCAUUCUACACACCGGACGGGGUGUUCGACAGUGAGUUUGUGAACGUGCUGAACAAGCACUGUUAUCGGUAUAUCGAGCAGGAGGGCUCCGUCACCCUUGAGAGCAUGGCGUCGUUUGUGCGAAACUCGGGAAUGUCGAACGUGGAGCUCAAGGAUGAGGACGUGCAGCAGAUCCUCGAUACCCUCAUCUACGAUGGCAAGGUGGACAAGGUCAAGGACGCCGGCAUCUCCAUUCCCGUCUUCUACAUGUGCGAGGAUGAGGGAGAUGUCACGCCAGCCAAGUGCCCCUACCUUACACAGUGGCUUGACACCAAGUGGUGA
Messenger RNA from Acanthamoeba castellanii str. Neff, 693 nucleotides. RefSeq names its product DNA-directed RNA polymerase III 34kD-subunit family protein, putative. NCBI's taxonomy places the organism in Eukaryota, Discosea, Longamoebia, Acanthamoebidae. The record is from RefSeq and is a predicted model, not a curated record. The transcript is spliced from 8 exons. The coding region runs from base 1 to 693 and encodes 230 amino acids. Gene Ontology annotation, biological process: transcription by RNA polymerase III. Gene Ontology annotation, cellular component: RNA polymerase III complex.